AUGAAACGAAACCGACCCCAGCCCGAUGAUUUCCAUAUAGGAUGGAUUACUGCUCUGCCGAUUGAAUUCACCGCCGCUCGGAUGAUGCUGGAUGAGGAAUACGAGAGUGAGGACGAAACUUCGAACGAUUAUACCAUAGGGCGCAUAGGGCACCAUAAUAUUGUCUUGACGUGUUUGCCAGCAGGUCAGAUUGGAACAACAGCUGCUGCAACAGCUGCAGCUCAGAUUAGCUCCAAUUUUCCGUUAAAAUUCGGGCUCUUAGUUGGUAUUGGAGGUGGGGUUCCAACUGAAGAGACAGAUAUUCGACUUGGGGAUGUGGUUAUCAGUCAACCAAAUGGUGAAUAUGGAGGUGUCGUUCAACACGACCUUGGAAAGGCUACUGCCGGAGGGAAAUGGAAACGAACUGGAUAUCUCAAUGCACCUCCAGAAGCGCUACUCAAGGCAGUUAGCAAAAUGAGGUCAGAUAAAAUGAUGGGAAAAGCCUUAAUCCAUCAAUAUCUUCCAUCGCCAUCUCACUUCCCAAUGUUUGAUCGUGCCAAGGCUGGACGUGAUGUUCUUUUUCUCCCUAACUAUGAUCAUGUGAAUGGACCAACAUGCAAUGAAUGCCGCCAGGAUAUGAUUAUUGAUCGGAGUCUUCGUGGUACUGAUGAGGGUAUUGAGGCUCAUUACGGCACGAUAGCCUCUGGAAACCAGGUCAUCAAGGAUGCACAUACCAGGGAUAAGCUAAGUGCCGAACUUGGUGGUGUGUUAUGCUUCGAGAUGGAGGCAGCAGGCUUGAUGAAUAGCCUUCCAUCUCUUGUCAUUCGGGGGAUCUGCGACUAUGCUGAUUCUCACAAGAAUAAGACGUGGCAGCCAUUUGCAGCAGUCACGGCAGCAGCAUGUGCAAAACAAAUAUUGUCAAUUUUGCCACGAUCUUCAGUUUUGAAAUCCCCGCUGGCUCAGGGGCAAUUAGCCGAGCAGAUCUCAUUCAGAGAUUUAGUUGUCCUGAACGAUGCUUUGGGGAAUAAACACGUUUUCUCCUUGCGGUUCGUUCCAUCUACAGAGGUUGAAAUUUCUUGGUGGCCUUUGCUGAUACUCGCAUGCUGA
Penicillium canescens is the source of this 1086-nucleotide messenger RNA. Its product is annotated as 5'-methylthioadenosine/S-adenosylhomocysteine nucleosidase family protein. The transcript has a single exon. NCBI's taxonomy places the organism in Eukaryota, Fungi, Ascomycota, Eurotiomycetes, Eurotiales, Aspergillaceae. Bases 1 to 1086 code for a protein of 361 amino acids. Gene Ontology annotation, biological process: nucleoside metabolic process. Gene Ontology annotation, molecular function: catalytic activity. The record is from RefSeq and is a predicted model, not a curated record.